GCCAGUUGGGCCACCGUACUUGUUGUGUUUUUGUUUUAGUGAAGUCAAAGAUGGCGAACGAACUGGACAGAGUGCGAAUCUCAGCUGCGGAACUCCGAGCUGAAGCGUCGAAUUUAAUUAAUAUUACUGACUGUCAGAAAGAUGAGCAACAGGAGCAUCAUGUACACAAGCAGCAAAGGAAACGGGAAGGAAAGCGCCCGCGCCCUGAACUUCAGCGCUACCAGCCGGUAGCUGGACAUGGACGGUGUCACCGUGACAGUGAGGAGGGAGAAACUUGUCAAAGUGAUCCCCUGGCCGCUGAGUCACAUGGCCAUGAUAAACCACCCCAAAGUGAGAAAAAGGGUGUCUCUGAAAAAGUUUUAGAGAGACAUGUGUGCACAGACAGUGGGGCAGGCACCGACAAAAAGGAAGAAGACAGGAUGAGAGGUGAUGGUAGUAACACUCAGAACUAUAGAAAGGGCGUCCAAUCACAAUCUAAAUUAGAAACAAAUCAAGAGAAAGGCUUUGUUGAAAAUGACAGCGAACACCAGGAACCUGCUGGAGCUGCUAAGCCCUCACGGAAAGCCCGCAAACCAGACCGAGAAUUCUAUCAACCUGGAAGCAGAAGGACCGUUCAGGAAAAUGACUGUGGAGUUGGAAAAGAGCAGGAAAAGCCUGACCUUAGAAAGAAUAAGCAGAAAGCUGAGCCAGAAUCCCAGUUGAGUACAGAGGAAGGGGACAAAAAAACAUCUCUACUGAAGCAGGGAGGGAACGAUAAAGAAGUAAAACAUAUACAGGAAAACCUAAAAUUGUCUAAAUCUAGUGAGACAAACAAAAAGCAAGGAGGCCGAGAUGUGGAAAAAACCCCAUUACCCUCUGAUGCUUCGGUGGACAAAAUUACUAGCAAAGUAGAAAAACUCAGUGUGAAAGAAAAGGGUAAAGUGAGAUGUGAAGGCCAAACUGUUGAAGAGUUAAGUUGCAAGAGAGGGGAAACAACUGAUAAGGAAAAGAGAGGCCAAGGCAGAGGAACAAAAGAGGAGGAUGAAAAGGUAGAGAAGAAGAAGGAAAAGGGAAACCGCAGCAAAAGGGGAGGGGAGAAGGAAAGAGAGAGGAUUCAGGAUUCCAAAAGAGGAGAAGAUGAAGCAGGUGGUGGAGGAAAGGGCGACCAGGGGAAAGCUGAGAAGGAAAGAGACAGGAGAGCAGCAGAAGUGGAUAAUAAACCAGGUAAAACAGCAGAUACACACCAAAGCAAAGGAAGAGAUAAUCGCAGAAGAGGAGACAACAACAACAAUAGGUCCAGAGACUCUGAAAAAGAUGCUAAGACGGAAAGAAAUCCAGACAGGGCAGUAGAAGCAUGCAACAGAAACAAAUCCAAUUCUAACAGCACAACACCAAUCUCAAAACGUUAUUCCAAAUCAGAUAUUCGGCGCUCACGGAAUCGAACUUACAGCAGUAGCUCAGCCAGCAGUGUCACCAGCCUGGAUGGUCCUGGAGUAGCGAUGAAUGUGGAGAGUACCAAGUGGCCACGCUUGGAACCUAAGCAUAAAGAGGGGAUUGCCAAUAGUGGAGCAGGACGAAGGAGUCAUUUACAAAGCUGGACAACCAACGGGGAAUCAUCUACAGAAUCAAUGGAAGGAAGUGAGAUGAGUGACAAAGCAGAAGACAGGAGGAGGAGAGGUGGCAGGGAAGAACUAAGUGCAGAGGGGCGGAGGGAAGAAAGGAACAGACCAAAGGGAAACGGAGGUGGAGGUCGGGGAAUCCUAAGGGUUUCUAUAGAAAAACAGCCGGGUACCACGUCACAUAGUGGGCUGUCUCUACAUCGCAAGCCAGGCUUGGUUCUUCGUGGCAGAGGUGGGGGUAUCCUGGUGCUUCCAGCUCGCACAGACAUCUCUAAUUCCCCAGAGGUCGGGCAAAGGCUUCUUUUUGGUGGAAUCAGGGGAGGAGGACCUUGCAGGAGUAGAGGAGGCAGAGGAGGAGGAGUGAGACGGCUCUGGGAUCCAAAUAAUCCCGACCAGAAACCUGCUCUUACCAGCACCCAAUCCUCACAGCAUUCAUCUCUCCAGCAGCCUAUAUAUCUUCAGACUGGGGCUGGAAUUGGACAACUUCACUUUCUCGACACAGACGAUGAGGUAGCAGGCAGUCCUCCAGUGUCGCAGGGUGAUCACUUUCGAUCCCAGCAGGCUGCUGCCAUGGCCUACUACAAAUUCCAAAACUCUGACAACCCCUACGGCCACCCCAUGCCCACCAGCAACCCACAUAGUCCCGGUGCCACCAGCAGCCAGCGCUAUCCAUAUCCUUAUCAUAUGGGGCCCUACCAAAUGGCUCCCCCAAAUGGCAUGUACCCUGGCCUUGGUGUGGGUCAGUUCUGUGGGAGUUACAGGGGAGCAGGUUAUUCCCAGCCUGGAGCAGGAGGUAGUUUGACAUUUGAAGAGGUGGAGCAACAAGCCCGAGGGGAGCUGGGGAGGAUGCUGAGGGCUGCAGAUGCACAGGAGCUCCAGCUCAGUAAUCUGCUUUCCAGGGACAGAAUGAGUGCUGAAGGACUGGAUCGCAUGGCCCAACUCAGAGCCGACCUUUUGGGGCAAUAUGAGCAGGUCAUCCUGACAGACAUCGACUACUCAGACUCACAGAACGUGGAUCAGGCUUUGUGGAAGAAUGUGUUUUACCAGGUCAUUGAGCGCUUCCGGCAGCUACUCAAAGACCCCACUUAUGACAACACCCCUCAUAUAAGGAACAUGCUGCUCACGCUGCUUGACGAGGGGGCACUUUUCUUUGAUGCGCUGCUGCAGAAGCUGCAGACAGUGUACCAGUUUAAGUUACAGGAUUACAUGGAUGGCAUGGCUGUCAGGGCUCGGCCAUUACGCAAAACGGUGAAGUAUGCAAUCAUCAGUGCUCAGCGCUGCAUGAUUUGUCAGGGAGAUAUCGCACGUUACCGGGAACAAGCCAGUGAUUCGGCCAACUACGGCAAGGCUCGCAGCUGGUACCUGAAAGCCCAGCAGAUUGCACCCAAAAAUGGACGACCAUAUAACCAGCUGGCCCUGCUGGCAGUCUAUACAAAGCGGAAGUUGGAUGCUGUGUAUUAUUACAUGCGCAGCUUGGCAGCUUCCAACCCCAUCCUGACUGCAAAGGAAAGCCUGAUGAGUCUGUUUGAGGAAGCUAAGCGAAAGACAGAGCAGCUUGAGCGAAGGAGGAGACAAGAGCAUGAAGGAGGCUCUAGGGGCCCGGCAGUGAGAGGGAGAGGAAGAGGGGAAGAUGGAGCCCGUGUGGAGAUAUGGAUUCGCCCCAGCGGACAAGCGGCAACCCCAUCCUCUCAGAGAGGAGGUAGUGAAUCCAGCAGAGACUCUGAACAGGAUGGAGAGCUGGGCACUCUCAGCACUAGUGAUCUAAAUAAGAGAUUCAUUCUGAUUUUCCUGCAUGCGCACGGAAAGCUCUUCACUAAAGUGGGCAUGGAAUCCUUCCCUGGAGUGGCCACCCGCGUUCUGCAGGAGUUUAAGACGCUGCUCCAGCAUGGCCCUUCACUCCUGGGCAGCACGCACAUGCUGCAGAUCAUCACCAUCAACAUGUUCACCAUACACAAUGCCCACAGCAGAGCUGAAGACAAGGAAGUGCGAUCUGUUUUACAAGAGCAAAGCACUGCCCUGGGUCUCGGCAUGUUCGCACUAAUGGUGCAGCGCUGCACAGAGCUGCUCAGGGAUACUCCUACAGAGCCAGUCCCCAUGGCAGAUGGAGAGGAGGAGAGUAAAGGGGAGGAUCUUGAGUGUAUGAUGAGGGUCUCUGCCUUCCCAUUAGACCUUAGAGAACUGCUGCCAAGCAUCAAGGUGUGGUCUGACUGGAUGUUGGGACAACCAGACCAGUGGAACCCACCACCGUGCAGUAUAGAUUGUAGCCCUGAUGUUUGGCAGUGCCUGGCUGACCUGUGUAACAUGCUGGCACAUGUGGACCACGAGGAAGUGCCGCUGUACAAAGUUGACACUGAAGAAGUCGAGGGAGAGGAGGAGUUGACUGUGCUGCAAUUGAAGGAGGACCGGCUGCUUGCUGGCUUUGUACCACUGCUUGCUGCACCACAGGAGCCUUGUUACACAGACAGACACACUGACAUGGCAAUUGCAGCAGAUUGUAAGAGAGUGACGGUGCUGAAGUACUUUCUAGAGGCUUUGUGUGGACAGGAAGAGCCUCUGUUGGCCUUCAAGGGAGGCAAAUACAUCUCUGUGGCAACUUCUCCUUCCCCUAACCACUCAAUGGAUACAAAGAGAAGGCAGGAUUCUCUAACAGAGAAAGAGGCUGACGAUGUCAUAGUCGAGGCAGAGUCGUCUCUCUCCGCUUCAGAAGGAGAGGAGGAUGCCGAGGAGGCGGGAGACAGCGAGAAUGACAUCAGGCAGCUGAAGGCGCGACGCAAUGUCCUCACCAACAAGCUGGCACAGCAGCAGAAGCGCAGAGAUAAAAUACAGGCAGUGCUGCAGACAGGCGGGCAGUUGGAGCUGGAAGUGAGGCCUCUCUUUUUGGUUCCAGAUACCAAUGGAUUCAUUGAUCACCUGGGAGGGUUGAAGAGACUCCUUCAGUGUGGAACAUACAUAAUAGUUCUGCCACUCAUCGUGAUUACAGAGUUAGAUGGCUUAGCUAAAGGCCAGGACAACUUUGGUGGAGGAGUGGGGUCAGGGGGACGUGGCACUGGUGGUCGUGGCAACUAUAAUGUUAGUGCAGCCCAUGUGCGGGCCGUGCAGGAGAAGGCCCGGUUGGCAGUGGCUUUCCUAGAGAAAGGUUUCGAAGCCAGGGAACCGUACCUCAGAGCCCUGACAAGCAGAGGAAAUCAGCUCGAGUCCAUUGCCUUCCGCAGUGAAGACACCUCUGGACAGCAGGGUACCAAUGAUGAUGUGAUUCUGUCCUGCUGCCUUCACUACUGCAAAGACAAGGCUAAAGAUUUCAUGCCUGAUCAGAGAAAUGGGACCGUGAGGCUCCAAAGGGAGGUGGUACUCCUUACAGAUGACCGUAACCUGCGCGUCAAAGCUUUGACUCGCAAUGUCCCAGUCCGAGACAUCCCCGCUUUCCUCAGCUGGGCCAAAGUGGGCUGAACCAGGCUAAGCUGGAAUCAAAGGAACCCAACUGUGGAAGCCUGCUUGCCACUCAGCCGCAAGAGAAGACACACUUGAGCAGAGAAAGAGAAGAAAGGAGACAACAGGGGAGAGGAAAUGAUUAAGAAAGAAUAGAACCACUUCUUAUGAAAAUACAAGCAAAUGUAGUGAGGUGUGUGUGUGUGUGUCUGUGUGUCUGUGUGUGUGUCUGUGUGUGUGUCUGUGUGUCUGUGAGUGAGUGCAGAUCAGAUCAGUGAGUUUCCCCGGAAAGAGACAGGGAGACUUGACAAGUCUCAGAAAGGCUGGACUGGAAGGCAGGAAAGGUACAAAUGGAGUGAUUGGAUUUGUAAGUUGUCUGGUCCAGCCCUGAGCCUCUGCUCCUAGUUGGUGAGUGUGAACUCUGCAAGCGGUAUUAACAUUAGAGGUGGAUGAAAGAGGGAGAGUGUUUAUGGUCAUUUAAUUGAUGACAAACAACGAUAAUGAAGGCCAUAACUGGCACUUCCACACUUCUCUUAGGGCCCAGUUGCAUAAACUGCUUUGACCUCUACAGCAGAGCUGAGAGAAAGGUAGGCAGAGAGAAGCACAGCUGGAAGGUCUUUGUCAGUACAGUAAGAAGUGUAGAGAGGGUUAAUCGAGCCCUAAUGCAACCUCAGCACCUCCAAGGAAUCCCUUGCCGGUAUGGCAUUUCCUGCUAACCCAGGAAGUGUUUAAUGCCUGUUUGGUAACUUUGGUUGUUCCUCCAGUUUGAUGCUAGUAUUAAGUUUGGGUAUUUUAAGAAAACGUUUUGAAAAAGUCAACAACGCAUUGGUUAUUAUUUAUUUUUGUAAAAGGUUUUUUUUUUCAUUUUGUAGACUCUGAUAAAAAGCAUCUGCCAAGUUUUCCCAUGUUUUCCAGCUCCAGAUGGAUUUAUAAAUAAUUUAUUUCUGUGUUUGAGCAGUAUAAUAAAUUCCUGAUAUUUGAUAUCAAGACUACUCAGUUGGUUUCCAGAACAUUAUGCUCAUUGGGAUGUAGCCCUUUGAGAGAAGUUCCACCCAUCUAUCACUUAACAAAUACAGUUUGACCCACGAUUUUAGGAUGAGAGUUCUUCCUUCACAUUGACUGGCAGAUGCUUUAUUAUCAAGUACCAUUGGUGACUAUUUUACUUUAUUUUCUAUUCAUCUUUACACUCUUUGUACUUUUCAGUGCAUACCACCACAGCAGUUACCUUUUCAUGAAAUGUUUUUAAUCACCAAUAACAGUAUUCCUCUUCAGAGUGUGCUUUCUUUUCCUUUUCUUUCGAGGUCCCAUAUUUUCUUUUCUUUUAGAAUACAUAAUACAUGAGGUAUACCGCCACAAAUUACAGUCUGUAAAGUUUCCAUCAAGUUUAAGCAACACCUUGCUGAUGCAUUGUCAACAAACGUUCAACACAAAGGCAGUAUGUGUGUUUGUGUUUUUGCUUGCUCUGGAUUGCUUUAGGACACAGUUUCAGGAGAUACUGAGUUAUAGUGUAUGUUUCUGUCUGUAUUUGUGUCUGGAUGCUCAAAAUAGAUCUACACCUAUGUUAUCUUGUUAUGUUGCAUCAUACACAAUACAUCAUUCACUUGUGACCGUUUGAUCAUACAAAUUUAGAAUAAUACUGUAUGUAGAAGUGGCUACCCUGCGUUGUAUUUGUCCUGUACCUUUUCAGCUAGGUAGGCUCGUAAAACUUCCAUAAGCAGUUGAUGUUUAAGUAUUUUUGAAAAACCUCUAGAAAGGUUUAUUAGUUUCUUCAGCCCCUCUGUUUUUGUGCUACUGUAUGCUCAGUGCAAUCUACUGUGUUAAGUGGCUCUGCUGAAGUGAAUACAUAGUCAAUUUAACACGUUUUCAUCGACCAACAAUAAAAUGUUUUGAUGGCA
Molecule: messenger RNA, 6919 nt
Organism: Cottoperca gobio
Lineage: Eukaryota; Metazoa; Chordata; Actinopteri; Perciformes; Bovichtidae
Gene: smg6
Product: SMG6 nonsense mediated mRNA decay factor
Exons: 19
Coding region: 51-5045 (1664 amino acids)
Biological process (GO): nuclear-transcribed mRNA catabolic process, nonsense-mediated decay
Cellular component (GO): telomerase holoenzyme complex
Molecular function (GO): telomerase RNA binding; protein binding; telomeric repeat DNA binding
Source: RefSeq, a predicted model, not a curated record